Molecule: messenger RNA, 2674 nt
Organism: Theobroma cacao (cacao)
Lineage: Eukaryota; Viridiplantae; Streptophyta; Magnoliopsida; Malvales; Malvaceae
Source: RefSeq, a predicted model, not a curated record
UCAUAUUGAGUAAUGCAAAGCUUCAUGAGGAGGACCCCCACUCUGUUUCCUCUCUGUCUUUCUCUGUCGCUUUCUUUCUUCCAACUCUGAAUCAACUUUUUCCUUCCUUCUCUUUAUGUAUCUCUGCCUCGCCGCCAUUAGCAAAGUCUCUUCCUUUUCCAAUUUCCCUUUCUUUCUCUGCUGUAAAAUCUCGAGCCCUUUUUUCAGUACUAUACAUACCCCUGCAUAUAUUUUUUAUAGCAAGCCUAAGCUACAAGAUAGCAACAAACCCCACUCUAAAACUACUCUUUUCUUUUCCUGCUUUUGACUCAUUAAAUAUAUUGCACCCUCAUCUUCAGUCACAACCCUUCUUCUAUUUAAUGCCUCCUCUCCUUUUCAAGACUUUUGCUUCUUGUACCCCAUUUUUCUUCUUUCACCGCGGAGGGAUGGUAUAGGGCAAAGACAAAGACAAAGCCAAAUAGGAGUUUGUUUUUCUCAGCACUAGCUUUCUUUGAUUUCUUGCUUUCUGUUGAAGUUCUUGAUCAUAUAAAUUUAGGAAAAGAAAGAGUAUAUUGAGAAAUAGAGACUUAGGUAUCAAGGCCAGUUCUGUUCUAGUCUUAAAACUUGAAUUAAAAAAAAAAAAAAGAAAAGGGAAACUUGGGCUUGUUUUUGUUUUUACUGUUUGAUUAGAUCACUCCAUUUUAGAUUUCUUUUUGUUGCAAAACCAUUUAUUUGCUGACACUCAUGGCAGAAAAGGACAUAGAUUGCUCUUCCCACAAACUCCCCUCUGCUUCACAGGUUCUUGAAGAGUUAAAAGAGCUGUGGGGCAUGGCUUUACCUAUAACAGCCAUGAACUGGCUAGUUUUUGUUAGAGCAGUGGUUUCGGUGCUGUUCUUAGGCAGACUUGGCAGCCUUGAGCUAGCCGGCGGUGCUCUCUCCAUAGGAUUCACCAACAUCACUGGCUACUCUGUGCUUGUUGGUCUUGCCUCAGGGCUUGAACCGGUGUGUAGCCAAGCCUAUGGGAGCAAGAACUGGGAGUUACUCUCCCUCUCUCUCCAACGCAUGAUCAUCAUAUUGUUUCUUGCAAUCAUACCAAUCAGCCUGCUAUGGGUGAAUCUUGAGAGCAUUAUGGUGUUCAUGGGACAAGACAAAGAUAUCACAGCAAUGGCAGCAACUUACUGUAUGUAUUCUCUACCGGAUCUUUUGACAAACACGUUGUUACAGCCAUUGAGGGUUUUCUUAAGGUCACAGCGGGUGACAAAGCCUAUGAUGUGGUGCUCUCUGGUGGCUGUGAUGUUCCACGUGCCACUUAACUAUAUGUUGGUGAUGGUGAUGGGGCUGGGAGUACCAGGUGUGGCAAUGGCGUCAGUGGUUACAAACAUGAACAUGGUGGCUCUGAUGGUGGGGUAUGUGUGGAUGAGUGGACGGUGGGAGAUGAGAUGGACGGCUGGGAUUGGAGGGGUGUGUGGUGGGGUGGUCCCACUCUUGAGAUUGGCAGUGCCCAGUUGCCUUGGGAUUUGCUUGGAAUGGUGGUGGUAUGAGAUAGUGACUGUCAUGGCUGGUUACCUGCCGAAUCCCACACUGGCUGUGGCUGCCACUGGGAUCCUUAUUCAGACCACCAGCAUGAUGUACACUGUUCCCAUGGCUCUUGCAGGCUGUGUCUCUGCCCGAGUAGGAAAUGAGCUGGGAGCUGGUAAGCCACACAAGGCCAAGCUAGCAGCCAUGGUUGCAUUGGGCUGCGCCUUUGUGAUUGGGAUACUCAACGUGGCUUGGACGGUCAUCCUCAGGGAAAGAUGGGCUGGUUUGUUCACCAAGGAUGAUCUGGUCAAACCAUUGGUUGCAACAGUCUUGCCGAUCAUAGGGCUGUGCGAGUUAGGAAACUGCCCCCAAACAACAGGUUGUGGCAUCCUACGUGGCACGGCCCGUCCUGCGGUGGGGGCCCGCAUAAACCUGGGUUCGUUUUACUUUGUGGGCACCCCAGUGGCAGUGGGCCUAGCCUUUUGGCUAAACGUUGGGUUUCCUGGGCUGUGGUUUGGGCUACUGUCUGCCCAAGUGGCAUGUGCUGUGUCCAUUCUGUGUGUUGUAUUGCUCUAUACAGAUUGGGAGGCUGAGGCUUUGAAUGCUAAGAAGCUUACCAGCAUGGAGAUGAGCUCAUGCAAUAAUGGACAUGGAGAGAAAGGAUAUGAAAUGGACGAAGAGAGCAGAGGGUUUUUGGGAAAUGGAAAUGACAAAAUAGAUGACGGUUUGUAAAGAGAAAAGGACAGGGAUUGUGGGGGUGGUGGUGGGAUAUGUGCAUGAGAUGGUGCUUAGCUUUAUGGGAUACUGGUUUUGUUGUCUAGUUGCUUUCGGGGAGGGUUUAGUGAUUUGAGGACCUAUUCUUGGGGCUGUUCCGUUGCCAGGAAUGUCACUCCCCAUACAAAAUGUUAAAUAUUUAUGAACGAUGGCCUACAUUUUGCUGCUACUUUUUAGAGUGGGCUUUUUCUUUUAUUUUCCUUUUUCCGUACUUGUUUUGGAGGGAGACUGGGGAAGCACCAAAAUAGUCGUCGUGGUUUAUGUGGCAACUAGCUGCGAGCUUUGUUGAUUAAGGUACGAUGUGCCCAUGUACGAAAGCAACAUCUUUUGUUGUGACGCGCCUCUCGUGUGACAACCCUUCUGCUUGAAUUUUGAACUAAGCAUCUAAUAGUCACGUUUACAA